Messenger RNA from Fusarium pseudograminearum CS3096, 1410 nucleotides. RefSeq lists its product as uncharacterized. Lineage: Eukaryota; Fungi; Ascomycota; Sordariomycetes; Hypocreales; Nectriaceae. Gene Ontology annotation, biological process: protein phosphorylation. The record is from RefSeq and is a predicted model, not a curated record. Gene Ontology annotation, molecular function: ATP binding; protein serine/threonine kinase activity. The coding region runs from base 1 to 1410 and encodes 469 amino acids. The transcript has 2 exons. Gene Ontology annotation, cellular component: cytoplasm; Golgi apparatus.
AUGGAGAAGCACGAGAAUUUCGAGCCGGAAUGGAUCUGGGCUGACGAUCAAGGUACCGUCUACGCACAAGGAUACGGAGGUAAUCUCACCGUCAUUUUCUCCUUCAGCGCCAACAAAGAAGGAAGCCCACCGACCUCGCUGGCGAAUCGAGUCUGCAACAAAUUCGAGAAUAUCGAAACCGACGACCCCGGAGCAACCUUUGCUACGAUUCCAGACCUGCACACUGCCGUAUGGGCAUCCAUUCGUCAUCUUUGGCCACAGAUCGUUUCGAGACCUGCCCUUCGAUUGGAUGAUGUUGUGGCGAUAGAGAGUAGUGACAGCUCCGUUGAGAAUCUUGGAUUCGAGGUCUAUUCACAUCCUCUAUUCUCCCAAUACAUUGGGAAUCUCGCAGACGACACUCUCGGGCGUUUACCAGAUGCUGCUACAGGCCAGUCACUUGACUUUGCUACCCUCGUUCGCUUCCAACAGCUCGGCGGCAAAGGAUGCACUACUCAGGUUCGUCUACCGAAUGGCGACCGUGCUGUAUUCAAAGGCGUCGACUUCCGAACCGCUCUUUCCCAUUGCGAUGACGAAGGCGACGUGGUAUUUCGAAACUUGAUCAGCAAUUGGCGUCGAGAGUACAAUACACUCCACCGACUUCUUCCUCACCCGAACAUAAUGCCACCGCCAACAUUGCCCGUGACUAUCCAGUGGCCCGAUAAGUCAUCCCAGCCAGUCUUCUGUGGUGCUUUGUUUCCAUUUUAUACAGGAGGGAAUGUUGAUUCUCGAAUUCAAGAGAGCAACAAAGCCGGCGCACGAAUUGCCCCGCGUCUCAAGGCACAUUGGUGCGCCAACAUGGCCUCUGCAGUCUUUCACAUUCACCGGGUCGCAAUGACGUACCACAAGGAUAUAAAGCCCGGCAACUUUGUUGUGGACGAAGAAGACAACCUCAAGCUUUGCGACUGGGAGCAGCACGAUGCGCCAGCUACGACAAUCGCCCCGGAGGUAGAUGGAACUUGGGAUGUCACAGAGGCUGUCUCGAGCAACGGGCGACCUCAACUACACUACACGAAAUACAGUGGCCCGCCUCGUCGUAACGUGCAUGAAGACGUUCUUGAGGAUGCCCCGUGGCAUACGUGGGAUGUAUUUCCAAUCUGGGCCACUGAGCAUCCCUGGGCGCUGGAGCUUGCGGAAGUCUUCAGUCUCGGCAGGACUAUGUGGAUGCUACUCCGCCAACCAAAGGCUGACUGGGACGAUAUUGAGCACCCCGACGAUAUUACCACAGAUUGGGACGAGUCGGACGACAUUCCAUUUACCUGGAAGCAGAUGGUGGACCGAUGUAUGUCACGAGAUGCAAAUGAGAGGCCUGAUCUUGAGGAAUUGGUGGAUUUCUGGACCGAAAUCGAUGAUCAAGAGGCUGCUGAGGACUAG